Messenger RNA from Lates calcarifer (barramundi perch), 5437 nucleotides. RefSeq names its product activin receptor type-2B. Gene Ontology annotation, cellular component: activin receptor complex; plasma membrane. Bases 647 to 2191 code for a protein of 514 amino acids. Gene Ontology annotation, molecular function: activin binding; activin receptor activity; ATP binding. Gene Ontology annotation, biological process: activin receptor signaling pathway; protein phosphorylation; cellular response to growth factor stimulus. NCBI's taxonomy places the organism in Eukaryota, Metazoa, Chordata, Actinopteri, Centropomidae. The transcript has 11 exons. The record is from RefSeq and is a predicted model, not a curated record.
UCAGCUGGAACCGGGACAAAUACCAACGUGGAAAGCUCACGGCUUUCACCAACCCCUACUAUUCCUUUUGUUAGGGUUUAUAUGGUUAAAAUAACGUGAUAUUUAUCGACACGAGGCUAAAAUAAAGUCAUUUCAGGCGUGUAUCUACGGUGUCGUGCUAAGGUCAUCCGCUCGCUGCCUGAAUUCCCCUCUUUGUGUUUACACAUCCGGGUUUCCCUGUUUGCAGCCCAUUCCCCAUUUAGAAGCCAUUUUGGACACAGAUCAGUAACAUGCAUGUAAACCCCGACCGACCUCCCGACGCAGCGGUGCUACUAUUCAAGUGAAUAACCUCAAAAAGAGCGCUGAGUUUUCGUCUCGGAUUGUUCAACGGCUUCCCAUUCGGUUUCUGGAUCCCGUUUCCGAUGCGAAAUGCUGCACCUAUUAAUGGACUAACAGCCUGGCAGUCAAUUAAUCGCCCCUAUCUUUUCUUGCAACAUUGUUGCACCGUCGCGGCUAUUGACACGCGUUGUGGUGGUGGUUUAGACCGUGCUGGAGGGACCGAAGGCCUGUGGUCGUUUUGAUCCUGGACUGAUGUUUUGGACAACCUGAGUUUUAAUGUUCGCUACGGAAAGCGGGGGAAAUCUCUGUCCUGUAUUUAAAACGGAACAUGUCUUUUUCAUGGCUGACUUGUUCACUUCUUCUGGGAACUUUAUGCGCAGGGUACAGUCUGGGCGAAGCAGAGACCCGGGAGUGUGUGUACUACAAUGAUAACUGGCGUACGGAGAGGACCAACCAGAGCGGCUUCGAGCGCUGCGAGGGGGAGAAGGACAAGCGACUGCACUGUUAUGCCUCCUGGCUCAACUCCUCAGGGACCAUCAAGCUGGUGAAGAAAGGCUGCUGGCUGGACGACUUCAACUGCUAUGACAGGCAAGAGUGUGUUUCCAUGGAGGAAAACCCUCAGGUCUUCUUCUGCUGCUGUGAGGGCAACUACUGCAAUGAACGAUUCACCCACCUUCCUGAUAUGAUUGGCAGUGGCAACCGAGUGAAAAUCCGGCCUCCGCCCCGGGUGCCGUCCCUGCUCAACGUGCUGGUGUACUCCCUGCUGCCUCUCUGUGUGCUGUCCCUGGCCCUCGUUCUGGCCUUGUGGAUGUACCGCCACCGCAAACCUCCGUACGGCCACGUGGACCUCAGUGAGGAUCCAGGACCCACUCCUCCCUCCCCAUUGGUGGGUCUGAAACCUCUGCAGCUGCUGGAAAUCAAAGCUAGGGGGCGCUUUGGUUGUGUUUGGAAAGCCCAGUUGAUGAGUGAAUAUGUUGCUGUAAAGAUAUUCCCUGUUCAGGAUAAGCAGUCAUGGCAAAAUGAGCGGGACAUUUUCAUAACUCCAGGGAUGCGACAUGAAAACAUCUUGCGUUACAUUGCUGCUGAAAAACAUGGAACCAACCUGGAGACGGAGCUUUGGCUUAUCACAGAGUUUCAUGAGAGGGGCUCACUGACAGACCACCUGAAGGGUAACACUGUGACCUGGACUGAGCUGUGUCACAUAGCAGAGACCAUGUCCCGCGGCUUGGCCUACCUCCAUGAGGACAUUCCCAGCUACAAGGGAGAGGGGCCGAAACCCACUAUUGCACACAGGGACUUCAAGAGUAAGAAUGUGAUGCUUCGAGAUGAUUUAACUGCAGUUAUUGGAGACUUUGGGCUCGCUGUACGAUUUGAACCAGGAAAACCUCCAGGAGAUACUCAUGGCCAGGUGGGUACGCGGCGUUACAUGGCUCCAGAGGUGCUGGAGGGAGCCAUCAACUUCCAGCGAGACUCCUUCUUGAGGAUAGACAUGUAUGCCAUGGGCUUGGUGCUGUGGGAGCUGGUGUCUCGCUGCUCAGAGACAGACGGUACAGUUGGCGAGUACAUGCUGCCGUUUGAGGAUGAAAUAGGCCAGCAUCCCUCCCUGGAGGAUCUGCAGGAUGUGGUCGUGCACAAGAAGAUGCGCCCAGUCAUCAAGGAGAGCUGGCUCAAACAUCCUGGUUUGAGCCAGAUGAGCGAGACCAUUGAGGAAUGCUGGGACCACGAUGCAGAAGCACGACUGUCGGCCGGCUGUGUCGAGGAGCGCAUCGGCCAAAUCGCCAGGGUGAUCAGCAGCACUACCUCAGACAGCCCCGUCUCCAUUGUGACGUCUCUCACCAACGAGGACCUACCUCCCAAAGAGUCCAGCACCUGAACGGGUGACCAACCAUCCUUCACCUGAGCUCCUGACUUUUUAUUUUUCAAACCCAAACUCAGCGGAUCUCCGUGAAUAUUUAAAAAAAAAAAAAAAAAAAAAAAAAAAAAAAAUGAAAAAACAACUAGCAACUUGAAUGCAGCUGCUAUUUUAUCCCAAUACUGGUAUUUUUUCUGUUUUAAUGUUUUCAGUGUUUAAAGUCAGAUCUUACUAACACAUCCAUCUGCUGUAGUUUUUAAGUAGUAAUAAGCUAUGCGAUGGGCACAUCUGAUAACACCCAUGUGUCAAAUCUUAAAUGUUGUCAUUACCUCAUGUAUUUCUCUUGUGUUAGUCUGUUUUUUAUUACCUCAUGAGUCGUUAUCGUUUCGUUUUUUUUUUUUUUUUUUCCCGGUCUUGGUCAUGAUCGUCUGCGGCCAAAUGAAAUGAAUCCUUGCUCCAAACCUCGGACAAUGUGCUGCACACCUCGGAGGAACCGUUUUGAGACUGUUAGAAAAAUAUAUUCAUCUUCCUCAGGGGUCGAAGCUUCUCAAUUUUUUUUUCCCCCCAACUUGAGUGUGCUCCCAUAUUUUAAACCUGUGAAUGCCUCAGAAUGAAAAAAAGUUUUUUUUUUUGGUUUUUUUUUUAAAUCAGAGCACAGCUGUUUUAUUGUAAGGGAGGGAGCUAAAAUGGAAGCUGAACAGUUGUAUUGGACUUUUUGAACCUUUCUGAAGAUUUGGGACGAGCGUCUUGUCCCCGGGGAACUACCUCUCAGGUAUCCAGUAGGCUUCUUUGGAACAUUUUCUCUAAUUUGAGAGCCAAGCUAUCCAUCUAGCUAUCAUGGACAUAUAUUCCUGGUUUUUCUUUUCUUUUUUUUUUUUUAAUUGUAGAAAUUCAGAGUUACUCCUUAGCCAGUGCCAGGGGCAUUGACGGAUGCUGUCUGGAGUUGCAAUGUUACACAUUCUUGAUUUUAACUAUCUGUGUGAGUGUGUACACGUGUGUGUGUGUGUGUGUGUGUGUGUGUGUGUGUGUGUAUGGGUACCUGUGUGAGAAUUUGAAGACUAAAUGAUAUGAGAUGGAUAGAGAGUGUUUUUGAGGAAAGAAUCACGGACAGGUAGUUGGGGUUUAUCCUUGCGAGGGCCAUACUUGAGUAAGCAACAUGUCUGUUUUUAAUUUCUUGUGGCUGUUUGUUCAAUAGACUCAGUCGGACACCAGUCCCCAGAUACCUCAGUCACUGUACGUCAUGCAAGGAGAGCUCAAAUGGUUGCCUUUGUCUCAAAUGCAAUGCCAUAGUCGUACCAUAACAUGAAUACCAUACAUUGAAUGUCCGUUAUGCUGCUGUGACUAUUCCAGGAUACUCAAGGAUUUGUAGGUGUACAUGUAUUCUUUGUUAAUAUAACGCUAACAUGUGAUAACUAUCCAUGAUAUUAUGUGACGCUAAUAUUCUGUUUUUGUGUUGUUUUUUUUUUGUUGUUUUUUUUUUUGACUGGGUAAGCCCUCAGCUGCUUACUCCUCCAGACUGACCUCAGAUAUUCUGACAAGUACCUCAGGCUUUUUCUACAUGUAUAUCAAGUUGUGUUAUGUAUUUUAUUGUGUUUUAGUAGUCGAGAUAUUUUAUCGCCGGUUGGGCCUCUUUGUCUGUGGAGAUUUCUUUUUGAAAUAGAGCCUGACCAGUUGUCACAGUGUUAAAUGCUGUACAAAACCUAAAAGAAGAGAGGCAGAUUCUUGUAAAUAGACGUGCACACACAGUUGCAGAACACUGAUCUGUUUUAUAUAUAUAUAUAAAAUACAAAAAAAACAAAAUCAGGGCAUUACAGUUCUCAUUUCACAGAAACAGAAAGGGAUUUCUCAGUUCCACCUCUAGAUAUUUAAUUCAUUUGGACAACAAGCCCUGUGAUUAUAUAUUCCGAUUUUUCAAGAAUGGUGGUUGUGUUACUGAUUUCUAUGAAUAAUGGUAUCAGUUCCUCUGGAUCAGAAGCUGUGUAGGUAGCACUUGCAUCGGAAAGCUUAGUGAAUAUCAUCAAAAAGAUCAUUUUAAAAAAGGCAACAAAAAAUCCUAAUGUUUCGGGGCGGGUGGCGUCUGUGAUUGGCCACUUGUUUGAACAGUAUUACCUCAAUAUUAACCCACUGAUGUGAUGUUCAGACCUUGUUCAGUGAUAGUUUAGCCACCUUGGAUAACACACAGGGCUCGUCUGUUGUGCUUUGAUUAGUGCUGUGGAAAGAUGGUGAUUUUUUGAAGUGGUCUGUAAUGCUUGCUCCUGUGCAGUUGUGGUGAAGAACAUGCGGAACAAAAACAUCAGUCAAUACAGAACAAUGUUUUUAGUGUUUGGAAGUCAUCUACGUGUCUAUAACCACAUGAUUGAUUGUGAUAAUGCAGCCCCAUUAGGAGUCGUGUAAACGGUGGCAUGUGCGUGGUCCAAGGGUCCAGCAAUAUUUAUUAUACAGCAAUAGUCAUUUGAAUAUCAUAGUUCAAGUCCAUUAUACUCAGCUGUGACUUAGCAGUUUUCUCCUGCGGAUCAGUCAAGUACAUCUCAUCACACCUGGAUCAUGUUCUGACGAGGACACUGUCCUGAUAGAAAAAUGUUGUGAAUGUUGUGAGGUUGAAUUUGUGUGUGUGUGUGUGUGUGUGUGUGUGUGUGUGUGUGUGUGUGUGUGUGUGUGUGUGUGUGUGUGUGUGUGUGUGUGUGUGAGCUGAACGUGACCCAGGUGCUCUCACGUAUUGUGCCAGAAAAAAACACAACGAUCGUGUGGGAAAAUCUUGCUGUGAUCGGUGGUAAUCUCCAAAUGCUGUCUUACACCCAGCUCUUCUGAACAGAAAAACCAGUUACCUCAUGCAGUACCUCGUUAGUAACACUAACAUGGAGUCAGUCUCAUCUUCAAAAAAAAAAAAAGAAAGAAAAAUAUCAAUUAUUGUGUAUAUAUUUACUUGACAAAUGUAAAGGGUUUCUUCCUUUUCAUGUGUGAAUCCUGUGAAAGCAAAGCCUUUUUUUGAUUUACAGUCAACAUAUUGUUCAUUUCUUGUAGCGUGAAUGGAUGUUGGACUGAAUCGUGUGACCUUCCCUGUUUAUGUGAACUGUGUGUAUGUGUAUGUUUGUGUGUGUGUGUGUGUGUGUGGGCGCGUGUGCGUAGUGUGUGUUUGUUGGUUUCACUAAAACAGUACGAAUGGUAACUUUAUCUGUGAGUUGAAAUGCUUAGAAAUAUAAACUAGAUGAGAAUACAUCCAUCUUUUUGUAUAUUAAAAUAAAGACAAACACUGAUUAACCAUGAAAA